AUGGCUGAAAGGCAUGCCUCAUCUCUCGCGGUUAAUACGCGGAAAUCUUUGUUUUGUUUAUUUAUAGUUACAUCAACACUCUUCAUAUUAUCUUGGUUCUUUGUGUUGCGUUCAACGGGCAGUCCUCACUUUAUUGACCAUAAAUUAUUACCCAAUUCCAAGCUUCUUGCUAUGAUUGAUAAUGGUAUUUCUGGAAGUGAGAGUCAAAAUGAUGUUGAACCCUCAGUUGGGAAUCGAUCAAUCCUUGUGGAUAAAGAAGAAGAAGAAAAACCAACGAUUUCUUCCCAAGACAAAGAAGCAUCCCAAGCUAACAAUGAUUGGAAACCCCAAGGACCUAGUGUUUGGCCAGAUCUUCAAACUAAAGUACCUGCUUAUCCUGGUGGGUUGAAUUUGCAACACAGUAUAGAAUAUUGGCUGACAUUGGACAUCCUUGCUUCAGAACUUCCCAAUCCCCCAAAUGUACAUACUGCAAUAAGAGUGCGGAAUUCUAGUGAAGCUGACAUUAUUUUUAUACCAUUCUUUUCUUCCUUAAGCUAUAACCGGUUCUCCAGGAUAAAUCCACACCAAAAGAAGAGCAAUAACAAGUUGCUGCAAAAUAAAUUGGUUAAGUACGUGACAGCUCAACAGGAAUGGAAGAUAUCAGGGGGAAGAGACCACUUAAUUGUGGCUCACCAUCCAAAUAGCCUUCUAGACGGAAGGAUGAAGCUUUGGCCUGCAACAUUCAUACUUUCGGACUUUGGGAGGUAUCCUCCAAACAUAGCAAAUGUAGAGAAAGACAUUAUUGCCCCCUACAAGCAUGUAAUCAAAUCCUAUGUGAAUGACUCAUCUACUUUCGAUAGUCGUCCAACUUUGCUAUACUUCCAAGGUGCAAUAUAUCGAAAAGAUGGUGGCUUUGUUCGGCAAGAGUUAUUCUAUCUUCUACAAGAUGAAAAAGAUGUACAUUUUACAUUUGGGAGUGUUCAAAAAGAUGGAAUCAAGAAGGCUUCACAGGGAAUGCACACCUCAAAAUUCUGCCUCAACAUAGCCGGUGACACCCCGUCAUCAAAUCGUCUUUUGAUGCUAUUGCUAGCCACUGUGUCCCUGUCAUCAUCAGUGAUGAUAUUGAACUCCCAUACGAGGAUGUGCUUGACUACUCUGAGUUCUGCAUCUUCGUUCGAACAAGGGAUGCUCUUAAAAAGAACUUUCUCGUAA
This is a messenger RNA of Prunus armeniaca (apricot), 1191 nucleotides long. Lineage: Eukaryota; Viridiplantae; Streptophyta; Magnoliopsida; Rosales; Rosaceae. The record is from the annotation of a GenBank genome assembly.